This is a messenger RNA of Ricinus communis (castor bean), 723 nucleotides long. RefSeq lists its product as uncharacterized. The transcript has a single exon. Bases 73 to 417 code for a protein of 114 amino acids. The record is from RefSeq and is a predicted model, not a curated record. NCBI's taxonomy places the organism in Eukaryota, Viridiplantae, Streptophyta, Magnoliopsida, Malpighiales, Euphorbiaceae.
UUCCCCUCUCCAAAACCUCCUUGCUCUCUUUACACCUACGCCAACCAAACCAAACCAGAGAAGCAAGAACAAAUGGGAAAUUGCUUACGGCGAGAAUCCUCCAUGCAAUGGGGCGGUGACGACUGGGGAUCACCGCUGCCGGAUGACCGGUUCUUCUCUAGCAAUACAAGGCAAGAAGAGGAGAAAGGGCUUCUUCUAGGAGAAGACAAAGGUUCGACAAUAUCUUCAGCUACUGUUACAAGUACAGAAGUAAAGAUCAAGAUCACAAAGAAACAGCUGGAGGAGUUGCUUGGUAGGGUUGACAUGAAAGAAUUAUCUAUUGAACAAGUUCUAGCCCAGUUGAUGAAGGUCGGCGACCCGUCAUUUGAGACGCAUCAACGCUCAUGGAGGCCUAAUCUACAAAGUAUUCCCGAGUGAUGACCCAUUACAUAGCGUUUCUGUGCUCCAAACUUUUCUAGCGAGAUCUAUUAGCUUAAUUAAUGUACUAUAUUAGGCUCCCUGUCUUGUGUUACGAGAUCAGAGGAGGGUCAUGGUUCGAAUUCACGGUCGACCUUCUGUAACAUAUAGUUUUGUUCGGUAUUAGAUCAAGAGAAAUGGAGCUGGAAAGCCUCUCUUUAGGACUUGUUCAUUGUGUAUAUACAUAGGAAAACCAAUUCUUGAUUUAGAGUUCAAGAACCCUUUUUCUUUUUUUUUCCCUUAAAUGCAAUUUUGGAUUGAUAUGCA